This is a messenger RNA of Oryctolagus cuniculus (rabbit), 4618 nucleotides long. It is a transcript of the gene ARHGAP11A, whose product is annotated as Rho GTPase activating protein 11A. Gene Ontology annotation, molecular function: GTPase activator activity. The record is from RefSeq and is a predicted model, not a curated record. Gene Ontology annotation, biological process: signal transduction. Lineage: Eukaryota; Metazoa; Chordata; Mammalia; Lagomorpha; Leporidae.
UGUUUGGCGCUGCCAUUUGAGCCUGGGCUGGAACUGCGGUUGUGAGGGCCGUGCUGGCUCCAGUGCUUGUUAGAGGGCGUGCGGGGCGGAGGCAUGAGGAUCAUUGCUUGGCUUCAGUGAACGCACCGGAAUGUGCGUGCCGUGCGCCCUGGGCAGGCGGAUGGGGGAAAGAACGAGCAGCCUGUGAGACGGCGUGACGGCGGCCACCAGCCCGGGCGGGGACCGGGACUGGAAGCGGCGCCCGAGCAGCCGGCUGGUCCGGCGGUCGGGCUGGGGCUGGGGGCCCGGGGGCUGAAAGACGAACGCCCAGCUGGGGCUGCUGGGGCGAGGAGAAGGCUUGUCUUUGCAUUUCGCUGAGAGCCGGAGCAGGCCGUGGGAGGUUUGGAGCAAAGGGGAGUUAUUGAAAGAGGCCGGAAGUGGUGAGAAGCUGUUAGCAGGCGUUGGGGUGAGGAACCGAAAAAAAGGGAGGAAGGUCUGUGUAGGUCGCUGAAGGGAUUAGGUGAUCAGAAAGAAAGGCGGUGGAAGUAAAGCAGAGCGAGUUGUGACUGGAUUUAAGGGUCAGGAGAAGAGGGUCUGUGCAAGUGGGUAGAGAGGGGAUCGAGGAGAAAGCGGUGGAAGUGGCCGGGAGGCAGCGGAGUGACCGGGGUCGGAGGGGCGCCCGACGUGGCCGGGAGGCAGCGGAGCGGAGCUCGAACCGGAGAGUGUUCGGAACUUGGAAGACUUGGUGGCGAACGAGGGUCAGGAGCCGGAGCCUGCCUCGAGGAGUGGGCGACGCGUCCGGGAUGUGGGAUCAGAGGCUGGUGAGAUUGGCCUUGCUGCAGCAGCUUCGGUCCGUCUACGGCAUUAAGGUCAAGGGCGGCCGUGGGCAGUGCGAUCGCAGGAGACACGACGCAGCGGCCGCGGAUAUAGGGGCUAAAAUAUUCGGAGUACCUUUUAAUGCAUUGCCUCAUUCUGUUGUACCAGAAUAUGGACACAUUCCAAGCUUUCUUGUUGAAGCUUGCACAUCUUUAGAAGAGCAUAUUCAUACUGAGGGGCUUUUUAGGAAAUCAGGAUCUGUUAUUCGUCUAAAAGCACUAAAGAAUAAACUGGAUCAUGGUGAAGGCUGCCUGUCUUCUGCACCUCCUUGUGAUAUUGCGGGGCUUCUUAAGCAGUUUUUUAGGGAAUUGCCAGAGCCUAUUCUUCCAGCUGAUUUGCAUGAAGCACUUUGCAAAGCUCAACAGUUAGGAACCGAAGAGAAGAAUAAAGCUACAUUGUUGCUCUCCUGUCUUAUUGCUGACCACACGGUUCACAUAUUAAGAUACUUCUUUAACUUUCUCAAGAAUGUUUCUCUUAGGUCCAAUGAGAAUAAGAUGGAUAGCAGCAAUCUUGCAGUAAUAUUUGCACCAAAUCUUCUUCAGACAAGUGAAGGACAUGAAAAGAUGUCUGCAAACACAGAGAAAAGGCUGCGAUUACAGGCUGCAGUAGUACAAACUCUUAUUGAUUGUGCAUCUGAUAUUGGACGAGUACCAGAUUUUAUUCUGGAAAAGAUACCAGCUAUGCUGGGUAUUGAUGCUCUCUGUGCGACUCCAUCACUGGAAGGCUUUGAAGAAGGUGAAUUAACUCCUGGUGAAUGUAAGAGAAAGCGAAGACAAAGUGUGGGAGAUUUUGUUAAUGGAGCACUCAGUAAACUUAGGUCUACCAGAACACCCACCUUUACACCUCAACCAGAAAGAAUUACCCAGCUAUCUGGAUCACCAGUGAUUCUUACUCCAAAUGCUAAACGUAAACUGCCAGUAGAUUCUUCUCAUGGUUUCUCAAGUAAAAAAAGGAAGUCCGUCAAGCACAACUUUAACUUUGAGCUGUUGCCAAGUAAUCUCUUCAGUAGCAGUUCUACGCCAGUAUCAGGACACUGUGAUACAAGCCCAGGAGGAUCAUCUCAGAGUUCACUCUCUCCUGUCAGUGGAAACCAUUUGAUCAAUGCAGGUGUGCUAAGGCGAAGUAAAAGGAUUGCGGGCAAAAGUGUUUGCAGGGUGGAAUCAGGAAAAGCAGGCUGUUUCUCUCCUAAAAUCAGUAGAAAAGAAAAGGUUCGAAGAUCUCUUCGUUUGAAAUUUAGUCUGGGGAAAAAUAGCAGAGAUGUAAAUGGUUGUUCUGGUGUCAACAGAUAUGAAAAUGUUGGUCGGCGGCUUGCAAAUCAACAAAAUUUUAAAAAUAAAAUUGAAUCUGUAAAAACAGGUCUGCUUUUUAGCCCAGAUAUUAAUGAAGGAUUACCGAAGAAAGGUUCAAAAAAGAUCAGUAAAUCUGAGGAAAACUUACUAACUCCAGAGCGACUAGAUAGAACAAGUUAUCGGAUGUCUUGGACAGGGCCUAGUAAUUCAAGUUUUCAAGAAAUGGAUGCAAAUGAAGAUUCUCCAAUAGUGGGAAAUCUUGAGGUGGAAAACUCUUCUUUGGAGCCUGAUAUUACAGUUGAGAAGUCACCUGCUAUGUCGUAUGAACUCACUCCUUCCAGUUUACACAAUACACAUAAUAGCAAUGUAACAGGAAGCUCUCUUAGUGGGGAUGAAAAUAAUUUGACCACAGAGACUUUGGUAAAAAUUCAGAGAGCAUUUUCUGAAUCUGGGAGUAAUCUUAAUGUAUUGAUAAAUCACAGGCAGUCAUCGGUAACUAAUGUGGCUAACUUAGAAUCAAAUGAAACAUCUUCUAUAGAAAAUAGCCCAGAGAAAAAUCUAUUUGAAACUAAUGAUUUAACUGUGAGAGAAUCAAAUGAAAAGUGUGAACACUACACUUGUAAAGAUGAAAGUCAUUUUUCAGAAAGAGACUUCUCACCACAUCAAACUCAAAAAUUUGGUACAGAAGCAACUGUAAAGGGUUGCUCAACACAGAUGAAAGUAGAAUAUGAAGAAGAUGUUCCUUCAAAUAUGGCAAAAGAUAACUUAAGCAAAGAACAAUGCACCAGUGAUGAACAAACAGAGAAACAGCAAUCUCCAAGCAAAAACCUAAAUACAAAAUUAACGGAGAAUGAGAAUGUGAUUGAAGAGAAUUUACUGAAAUACACUGCUUCUGGGGAGGAUGAGGCUAAAUCCUCUUCUUCACAGCAGAGUAUGUAUAAUAUAACAAACAUGUCAAAACCUAGGCCUAUGAGAAUUGCUAAGCAGCAGUCACUGGUAGAACCCUGUGAUAAAAUGGUUUCUGGAAGUUUACAAGUGACAGAGCAUGGAAAGGUUUCAGAUCACAUACAGUGGUUUAACAAGCUUUCUUUAAAUGAACCAAGUAGAACAAAAGUGAAGUCACCUCUGAAGUUUCAGCGUACACCUGUCCGUCAGUCUGUCAGAAGAAUUAAUUCUUUACUGGAAUAUAGCAGAGAACCUGUCCGACGUAAGUUGGCAAGUCAACUUGGUGAUGCAGCUUCUCCUCUGGUGAAAUCAGUGAGCUGUGACGGUGCUCUUUCCUCUUGUGUAAAAAGUACAGCAAAAGAUUCUUCUACUUCAUGUGCCAAAUCAGGUUCUAAGGAACAGAAGUCUACAUCUUGUGAAUUGUCAAAUGAUACAAUUUCAAAAUCAGGUGUAAAAUUAACAUCUCAGUCUUUCUCAAAAACAAAGAGGCACCCAGAUUCCAUGAAUCCUAAUCUUGGAUCUACCCGAGUUUGUAAACAGGGGGUGGUAUCUGAUUGCCAAAUUAAAAUUCCCUUGGAUGACCUGACUAAUCAUGAUAAUUUAAAGUCUGUUGUAAAUAUAGGCUUUUCUGCUGGGAAAAAUAGCAGGGUCCUUAGGAAGCCAUCAGAAAGAGAAAGGGUCUGGUACAAAGGUUCCCCCAAAAAUCCUAUUGGAAAAGCUCAACUACUACCAACAAGCAAACCUGUAGACUUGUAAUUAGUAAAUGUUAUACUUGUCAUUAGUGUAAAUAAAAUUAGAAAUUGAUGUGAGUUACAGGAUGUUAGUUUGUGACUUGGGAUGAAUGUUAAGCAAUAGAUUUUCUCUGAACUAUUUUUAAUUUUACUGCACAAAGAACUUGGAAGUUCAUACUUGUACAAAUAACUUUUUUCUUAAUUGUGGCAGUAUUUAACCUUUUAAGUUUUAUCAUGAUCUCUUAAAGCAGAGGUUACUCUACAUUUUUAAAGAAGUUACCUGGAUUUGUAAGAAAUUAGUUUUUGAAAAUUACAUGUUUUUUUUUUUAAAUUUGUGAUAGGAAGAAUGGAGCAAGUUCUGCCUGUUUCCUGUAUUUCUCCAAGUCAAAUAAGUUUUCUGCAGAAAAUUUCUACUUUGAAAAGGGAAAAAAUAAGCCCUGCAAAUAUUAUGUCUUAAAUUGGAUUAUUGUGUUUAUUGUCUUUACCAAAAUCACUAUAAAUUAAUUUGCUUCAAAGCUUCCCAGUACUUUAUUAUUUGGGGUAGAGUAAUUUGAUUGAUAUUGCCUACAGAUGUAUAAUGUGUUCAGUGAAAUUAAGAAUAAUGGCUAAGGCAGAGUAAUGACUCAAGUGUGCUUAUAGGUUAUGAUACAGAAGUAAUUGAUGAUUUUCAAGCCAUACUUUGUUUUUAAAGGUAAUUUGCACAAAUACACUUGUACCUGUUUAGUCCAACAUAAAAAUGGAUUAUUUAAGGAGGAAUAAUUAAACUUGAAAAUAUUUAAUAAAGGUGAUUUUUUUUUA